Molecule: messenger RNA, 1668 nt
Organism: Apis cerana (Asiatic honeybee)
Lineage: Eukaryota; Metazoa; Arthropoda; Insecta; Hymenoptera; Apidae
Gene: Hmg-2
Product: High mobility group protein 2
Biological process (GO): regulation of gene expression
Cellular component (GO): nucleus
Source: RefSeq, a predicted model, not a curated record
CAUGAAAAUUUGGCUUUAGUGUUUAUGCUAACCAAUUUUUAUGAUUAUAUAGUUUCAUCAAUAUUUUGUUUUUGUCAAAAAUUAAUUUUUUGCAAAAUAUAUAUAAUAAAAUAAUACCGAUUCGAAUUAGUUACAACGGUUUCUUUAUACUUUGUUACAGAUUUAUUAAUGCUUUCAUUAUUUAACCUAAUAAACUAAUAUUAACAUAUCUUAUAUUAGAUUAUUAGAAAAUAAUUAAUUUUAGAGGUUAAUAUAUUUUAAAUUUUAGAUUUAUUUAAAAUAAAUAAUACAUUAAAACUAAAUAUAAAAAUUUAUAAUUAAAAAUGAGUGAAAGUGCAUCAAUUAAUGAUGUACUUGAAAGUAAUGGUGCAUCAGAACAAGCCACUUACAAUGGAGAAAGUGAAGAACAUACAAAUAAAUCACCUGGAAGUGGAGAAGAUAAAAUACCUGAUUCAAUAUGUGAUAAUGGAAUUAAAAAAAAUAAUGUAACUCCUAUAAUUGGAAGUAAUAAUACAAAUACAACUAAUAGAGCUAAAAAAAGAAAGAAAACUCCUAGAGAUGCUACUGCUCCAAAACAACCUUUAACUGGUUACUUCAGAUUUUUAAAUGAUCGAAGAGAAAAAGUAAGAAGUGAAAAUCCUACUUUAUCAUUUGCUGAAAUCACAAAACUUCUUGCUUCAGAAUGGAGUACUUUACCUGCUGAUCAAAAGCAACAAUAUUUAGAUGCAGCUGAACAAGAUAAAGAACGUUAUAAUCGUGAAUUUAGUGAUUAUAAACAAACGGAAGCAUACAGGUUGUUUAGUGAAAAACAAUCUUCAGAAAAGCAACAAGAAAGCAAAAAAGAAAGAAAUGGAACCGAUAUAAAUUCUGAGCAAAAUGAUAUUCAACAAGAUAAAGAUAACGACUUUACAGGUUUUGAUAUACCUAUUUUUACAGAGGAAUUUUUGGAUCAUAAUAAGGCAUGUGAAGCCGAAUUAAGACAAUUAAGAAAAGCUACUUCAGAUUAUGAAGCUCAAAAUGCAGUGCUUCAAAGACAUGUAGACAGUUUAUAUGCAGCUGUAAAUCGUUUGGAAUCUGAAACAAAUCAACAACGUACAACUAAUCAAGCUUUACAGCGUCAUUUGGAUUCCCUUCGUUCACAAUUAGCUGGUUGCUUUGCUACAAUAUCUCUGCCAGGAACGAAUGAAGGUGCAACAUUACAAAAUAUAGAUAAUUAUGUUGAAAGACUUGAAUCAUUAUUAAGUGGCAAUGUUGAACAAUCUUUACGAAAUGCUGUACGUAAUGCUGUAUCUCGUCUUGAAUUAAUUGGAUGACGAUCACCUCCCGGUAGUACAGCUACUACAUCAAUGAAACAUCAUCGUUCAAGACACUCACAUCGAAAAUAAAAAAGAGUAAUUGUGUUCUUUUUUACAUAUUUUGUAAAAUAUAUUUUUUUUAAUAUUGUAUGCUCCCUAGUUUAAUAAUUACAAAUAAUAAUUUUCUUCCCAAUUCAUGAUUAUAAAAUCAUGAUUUACUUUUUAAAUAAAUGUAAUUUAUAAGAUAUAAUUGCAUGAAAUUACAUAUAUAAAUAUUAAUUAUUAGAUUAGACAAUAUAAUCAUAUUUGUAGCAUAAUAACAAAAUAUUAUUAUGGUAUUAUCAAAUAUUUAUUAAUAAAUUUUUUAAACUUA